AUGAAGAGGCUCUCUGGUAUAGGCUGGGGUGCCAACAGGGACCUCCUCAUCAAAUACUACAUGGCUGCCAUCCGAUCUAAGCUGAUGUAUGGUCUCCAUCCAUGCAGAGAGUGGCAUUCUCCCCCUAAGUGCCUACAGGAGACAAGCUCUUUGCCACCAAUACCACCGCAUCAUGAGCCUACCUCCUCACAUCCUCUCAUCACUCUAUACACCACCUCUGGAGUGGACCAGCACUCACCUGUAUGGUUUCCUGGUGCCAGGCAACCACUGCUUGUGAGAGCUCUCCUAGCUCAUGCCAUCCUAGGCUUGCCUCCACCACCUCCACAACCCAUCAGCCCACACUCACCACUACCACCCUGGCUGGACAUCUCAGACAAGAUUAACCUGCACCUUCCUGGCCUCCCUCCCACUCAUGGUUCUGCUGGUGUCCUAGCUCCCACCCUCUUUCUACAGCUGGACAGAACCUUAUACCACCACCAUCUCAGAAUAUAUACUGAUGGCUCCCACUCCCCUUCACCUCCCUCCACAGCUGCAGCCAUCUAUUUACCUGCAUCCUCUACCUGCACGACAUGGAGGUUCCCACCAGACACCGAUGUCCUGACAGCGGAACUCUAUGCCCUUCAGCAAGCCCUCAACCACCUCACCACACUCUCCUCUACAGGCUCAGCAGUUAUUUACACUGACUCCCUCUCCUCCCUGCACCUCCUUCAAUCCCGCCAUCCAACCUCAUUCACCUUCCUCGUUCACUCCAUCCAGCGGACGCUGCUACAGCUUCCCACUAUGGGUUGGGGGGUAACCCUACAGUGGGUUCCAUCCCACUCAGGCAUUCGAGGAAAUGAGGUUGCCGAUGCUGCGGCCAAGAUGGGCUUGUCGGAGGUAAACAUCACUCUGCUCCCUCUCCCUCUCUCCACCGCCAAGUGCAUUAUCUCCAGAAAAUGUCACUCCACCUGGGACACCUCCCUCAACACUGCUCUCCUCACCACUUCUCUGGGCCAGUACAGGUGUAAUUCCUCCCCACAACCCUGGAUGCGACAGCAGUCCCGUGUACUAGACGUCGCCCUCACCCGUCUCCGCCUGGGCCACACCAGACUCACAGCUCACCUGCAUCGCCUGCAUCUGUCUCCUGACCCAUACUGCCCCUGGUGCAGGACUGUACCUGAAACCAUCGAACACUUCCUUCUCCACUGCCCACGCUUUCACUCACACCGUGUUGUGCUAUGUUCCUGACUCCUUGCCCUGGACGUGGCAACAUUCG
This is a messenger RNA of Portunus trituberculatus (swimming crab), 1255 nucleotides long. RefSeq lists its product as uncharacterized. Gene Ontology annotation, molecular function: nucleic acid binding; RNA-DNA hybrid ribonuclease activity. The record is from RefSeq and is a predicted model, not a curated record. The transcript is spliced from 2 exons. NCBI's taxonomy places the organism in Eukaryota, Metazoa, Arthropoda, Malacostraca, Decapoda, Portunidae. Bases 1 to 1227 code for a protein of 408 amino acids.